Cucumis melo (muskmelon) is the source of this 2029-nucleotide messenger RNA. Its product is annotated as probable protein phosphatase 2C 11. Gene Ontology annotation, molecular function: protein serine/threonine phosphatase activity; cation binding. The transcript is spliced from 8 exons. The coding region runs from base 281 to 1012 and encodes 243 amino acids. Gene Ontology annotation, biological process: protein dephosphorylation. NCBI's taxonomy places the organism in Eukaryota, Viridiplantae, Streptophyta, Magnoliopsida, Cucurbitales, Cucurbitaceae. The record is from RefSeq and is a predicted model, not a curated record. Gene Ontology annotation, cellular component: nucleus; cytosol.
UAAAAACUAUCCACACCCUCUUCCUUUCUCACCCAUAACUUUGUUAAGAACUUCAACUAAAUCAUACCAUUUUCUCUUUCUUUUCCUUUCCUUUCCUUUCCUUUCCUUUCCUUUCUCAAACCGUACCAGAUUCCACCGCCGUCCUUCUCCGCCGCCAUCUCCACUCUGCUCCUUCCUUCAACUCCUACCUCCCCCCCCCCCCCCUUCCUUGGGGAUGCCGAUCAAUACGUCGCUCUUCAACCAUCCUCUCCUCCGCCGCCGCUAGUUUCUCAAAUUUAUAAUGUCCUCGAGGGAUUCUAACGUCCUCUUCAGUGGUGGCGGCAUCAGUUUUCUCAAUGAAAAUCACACUGGAAAGUUCAGCUAUGGAUAUUCUAGUUUCAAGGGCAAAAGAGCUUCAAUGGAGGACUUCUAUGAAACAAGAAUUUCUGAAGUUGAUGGGCAGAUGGUCGCUUUUUUUGGUGUUUUUGAUGGUCAUGGAGGUUCCAGAACAGCUGAAUACCUUAAGCGCAAUCUUUUCAAGAACCUAAGUAGCCAUCCAGACUUUAUCAAAGACACAAAGACUGCUAUUAUUGAGGUCUUUAAACAGACUGAUGCCGAUUAUAUCAAUGAAGAGAAAGGGCAGCAGAAAGAUGCUGGGUCAACUGCAUCAACUGCUGUCCUGUUGGGGGAUCGUCUCCUUGUUGCAAAUGUUGGGGAUUCCAGAGUAGUUGCAUCUAGAGCUGGUUCAGCUAUUCCCCUCUCUAUUGAUCACAAACCUGAUAGGUCAGAUGAGCGCCAAAGGAUUGAGCAAGCGGGAGGAUUCAUUCUUUGGGCAGGAACUUGGCGGGUUGGUGGUAUCCUAGCAGUUUCACGUGCCUUUGGAGAUAAGCUACUCAAACCGUAUGUUGUUGCUGAUCCUGAAAUUAAGGAAGAAGAACUUGAAGGUGUAGAUUUUAUUAUUAUUGCAAGCGAUGGACUUUGGAAUGUCAUAUCAAACGAGCUUGGAGAUCUUGAAAAGAAAAAUAAAAAAUGAAUAUCUGGGAAUACUUCUCUGGGGUUGGAAGAAUUCAAGUCAUUUGGCCCUUCUCCAUUAUAGGCCGUUGACUGAAAGGAGAGUCAGAGACAGCCUUUCUUCCUUGUCAUAUUCUUAGAAACCAACUAUUUCACGAGCAUAUAAGGAGAAAAAUGAUAAAAUAGUGCAUAUACUAUACUAGAAAAUCCAUAGGAUCAUUGAAAAUGGAUAAGAUUUCCAUUAACUUGUUCUUUCGUAGGUUUUCAAAGUAUAUGCUGAGUUUUCUAGUUGUGCAAUUUCAUGCUUGUCAAAAGGCAGAGUCGUCUACUAUUUCUAAUUUCAGUAGAUAUUUGAUCAAGUUAUGGAACAUUUUAAAGAACUUUUUGAAUCUAAAUGCUCGAAUUGGCGACCAUUUUGUGAGAUUAGUUAUCGUAUGCAUCACUGUGUUAAAAUAAUAUUUGGAUUCAAACGUUUUUAGAAGAACUUUAGGUUUCUUAAGCUCAUUCUCCCUUCUAGUGGCAAUUUGUCUAAACGGAGUGGGAUUCACACACACAAAGCUCAAAUCAAACUGCAUAGUCUAUGUUUCAUUUCCAUUUUUGGCUUUGCAGGAAGCUGUUGCAUUGGUACAACACAACCAAGAUGCAGAAAUGGCAUCAAGACAACUAAUCCAAGAAGCUUUUGCUCGAGGGAGUUCCGACAACAUUACAUGUGUCAUUGUACGGUUUGGUUUAUCGUAAUGCAAUAGAAUUCGAUGAAACUUGUAUGAAUCAGCAAAUGGCAGUUCUUUCUCAUGGAAUGUCAUAACUAACUACAGUUACUGGUCUUAACGAGAUCUUAAUCCUCAAAGAUUAGCUGAUUUGUUUGUUUGUAUCGAGUCAAAUCCAUAACUUGCACUGUGCUCAGGACUUUCCUGCUCAAUCUGUAGAUUACUUAAUGCAUUUGUUCCAACUUUUGCUUGCAAAUGUAGUUUCAAUGGGGUUCUCAAACAAUAACAUUCAGGCUAACUUUAUGUUAUUUUUAUUUUCCCGUUUGUGUUUC